AUGUCCAUCCAGGAAGAGAAGAAAUCUGAAUCCUUUACAGAAAAUGCAGUCGCAGUGUCAAAUGACGAUGACGACUUUAGGCUGUUGACUGCAGAGGCCAGGCAGGCGGGAGAACGGGCGCUGGUGCGCAAAUUAGACUGCCGGCUGAUGAUCACUGCUGUGGUCAUAUUCAUCUUGAACUACAUUGAUCGUGUCGCUAUUACUACUGCGCGGCUGCAAGGUUUAGAGCAAGAUCUUGGAUUGACGACCGUUCAGUAUGAAACCAUCCUAGCUAUUCUUUAUGCCACUUAUUGCCCGAUACAAAUACCCUCGAACAUGAUCUUGGGCUAUAUUUCACGACCAUCAAUUUAUAUUGGGGCUUGCGUUGUCGGAUGGGGCCUUACCAGUGCUUUGACUGGGGUUACAACUAAUUUUUCAGGUAUCAUGGCUUGUCGUGUGUGCAUCGGUAUUCCUGAGGCUGCGUUCUAUCCUGGUGUCAUGUAUUUGCUUUCGCGAUGGUAUACCAGGAAGGAGCUUGCCGCGCGGUCAGCGUGGUUCUAUUGUGGCUCUUUAAUCUCGAAUGCAUUUGGAAGCUUAAUUGCAGCUGGAAUUCUCGCAAGAAUGCAAGGCGUACUGGGACUUGCGGCCUGGAGAUGGUUGUUCUACAUAGAGGGUGCUAUCACCAUGUCCUUUGGCUUCUUGACCAUGUGGCUUCUUCCAGAUUUUCCCCAUAACACCCGAUGGCUUAACGCAGCGGAACGCCGCUUGAGUCAAGUUCGUCUCGCAGAAGAUGCAGGGGAGGCUGACAAGGAUUCCGACGACGUGCUACUCCGUAUCACUUUUGUUAAUUUGGCGUAUCGUUCGGAACGUCAUAGCAUUUACGAUGGCUUUUGGCUGGCCAUCAAGGAUCCAAAGACCAUCAUUUUCAUGUUCAUGACCUGCAUGCAACUUCUAGGCCUGAGUUUCACUAACUUUUUCCCCACCUUGACUGCCACGCUUGGUUUUAACACUACUAUCACACUUUUGAUGGCGGCUCCUCCGUGGAUAUUCACGUCAGUCUGCUGCGUACUCAGCGCAUGGCAUGCAGAUAGGUCUGGAGAGCGAUUCUUCCAUAUUGCCGGCUGGUGGUGGGUGGUCAUCAUCGGAUAUAUCAUCUCUCUAUGCACCAUGGCUACGGGUGGGCGAUACUUUUCCUUGUUCCUCAUGACCACAGGAUAUUGCGGAUUUGCCUUGACAUUGACCUGGGUUUCAAACGCCAUUCCUCGUCCACCGGCAAAACGCGCCGCAGCCAUAGGUCUUGUCAAUGGGUUUGGAAACCUCGGUAACUUGAUUGGCUCGUAUGUCUGGAGUGCUUCGUGGGGUCCUCAAUAUCAUCAAUCCAUGAUUAUAGCACUGUGCAGUCUGGUCUUGUCCUCAGCCCUGGGCUUCUUAAUGCGGUGGAUAUUAAUCAAGGAGAAUAAGAACAUGGAUAUGGAGGAGAAGAGAUUAAUGGAGGGUCCUGGCCGCAAACGUAUUGAAGAAGCUGCUAGAUUGGAAGGGAUUACAUUCGAGGAGGCUGUGAAAAGAAAGAAGGGCUUCAGGUAUCUCUAUUGAUCUUCUUUUUUUUCGCAUCAGACUAUAUGGCUUUGGGCAUUGACCCAAUAUUGGACGUCAUAAGCCUGAGCUUUGUUUUUUGCCAUGGGACGAGACAGACUCUUACUGUAUUGAUAUUUGAAGAGACCAUUGCGUCACGUACAAUACAUCUUUUAUGACGGUUGGACUCGGUACUCCAUCACUGAUUUGUGAGUCGACGUACUUGCAGAGUUUGAAUAAUCAAACUUGGCGCAGGGCAACUUGAAUUCAUGACUCAAAAAGUA
Molecule: messenger RNA, 1835 nt
Organism: Suillus fuscotomentosus
Lineage: Eukaryota; Fungi; Basidiomycota; Agaricomycetes; Boletales; Suillaceae
Product: major facilitator superfamily domain-containing protein
Exons: 21
Coding region: 1-1572 (523 amino acids)
Biological process (GO): transmembrane transport
Cellular component (GO): membrane
Molecular function (GO): transmembrane transporter activity
Source: RefSeq, a predicted model, not a curated record